Molecule: messenger RNA, 1266 nt
Organism: Fusarium coffeatum
Lineage: Eukaryota; Fungi; Ascomycota; Sordariomycetes; Hypocreales; Nectriaceae
Exons: 1
Coding region: 1-1266 (421 amino acids)
Molecular function (GO): FAD binding
Source: RefSeq, a predicted model, not a curated record
AUGUCAGGCCUCAAAGUCCUCGUGUCGGGCGCGUCCAUAGCGGGCCCAGCAACAGCAUACUGGCUCGCCAAAGCCGGCGCCCAAGUCACCGUUAUAGAACGCUUCCCAUCUCUACGAACAGGCGGACAAGCCGUCGACAUUCGCACCGCUGGCGUUGCAGUUAUGCGAAAAAUGCCUGGUUUCGAAGCUGCUAUAAGAGCAAAGUCGACGCAAGAGGAGGGCAUCAGUUUUGUUAAUUCGGAUGGAGAGCCGUACGGUGUUAUCAGGCCUACUGGGAAUCCCGACCAGCAGUCGCUCGUUUCUGAGUAUGAGAUUUUACGCGGUGACUUGUCCAAGAUUCUUUUCGAUAUCACUGAAAAGGAUAAAAAUGUCAAUUAUAUUUUUGAUGAGCAGAUUGCUUCCAUGAGCCAGAGCGAAAAGGUGGAUGGGCCUGUGACAGUCACUUUUGCGAAUGGCACAGCGACGUCGAAAUAUGAUCUGGUCAUUGCCUGCGAUGGAGCGACAUCCAGAACUCGCGCAUUGGGUUUUGGAGGUCAAGUUCGAGAUCCAAUUAUUUCUACCAACUGCUGGACAGCAUACUUCUCAACAUCCGAAGAUCUUCUCAAAGGAAGCAAAAUUGGGCAAGGAUACAGCGCUGUGGGAGGGCGCAACAUUAGCAUUGGCUCAGACGUCGCAGGCUUCAGUCGCGUUGUGCUCAUGUGCAUGAACCAAAGCCCCGAAUCAAUCCAGGCCUUCCGAAAAUCUCAAUCAGAAGGCGAAGUUCCACUAAAGAAGUACAUCGCUCAGCAUUACCAAGGCGUCGGUUGGAAAACAGACACCGCACUCCGACAAAUGAUGGACUCAACAGAUUUCUACGCCAGCGAAAUGGUUCAAGUCAAAACGCCCCAUCUUUACCGCGGUCGCUUCGUUUUAGUGGGCGACGCAGGCUACGCAGCAGGUCUUACAGGCGCUGGAACGAGUCUCGCCCUCGCUGGCGCUUAUGUCUUAGCGGGCGAGUUGAAGAAGCACGAUGGGGAUAUUUCUGCUGGUCUUCGCGGUUAUGAAGCGCAAAUUAGGCCGUUGAUUAACAAGAUGCAGCCAAUUCCGCCGCUGGUUACUACAAUUCUUGCACCGCAGACUGCGUGGGGGAUUUGGUUGAGGAAUAAUAUCUUUGGGUUUAUUGCGCAGUCGGGAUUGGUUGAGUUUGUGCAGAAGUUUCUUGGGGCUGGGUUUGGGAAUGCUAAAGAGUUUCCCAUCCCAGAGUAUGACUGGGAGGAUCAAUGCUAG